GAAAGACAGAAAAAGGGGCGAAGUGAGCUACGCUAAGAGAUGAGCAACAACAGUAAUAAGAGAGCUCCAACAACUGCCACUCAGAGGUUAAAACAGGAUUACCUAAGGAUCAAGAAAGACCCAGUGCCUUACAUUUGUGCAGAACCCCUUCCUUCAAAUAUUCUUGAAUGGCACUAUGUGGUGCGAGGACCUGAGAUGACACCAUAUGAAGGUGGUUAUUACCAUGGCAAACUUGUUUUUCCAAGAGAAUUCCCUUUUAAACCUCCUAGUAUCUAUAUGAUCACUCCAAAUGGACGAUUUAAAUGUAAUACCCGUCUCUGCCUUUCGAUCACAGACUUCCAUCCUGACACAUGGAAUCCAGCGUGGUCAGUGUCCACAAUUCUAACUGGGCUUCUUAGCUUUAUGGUGGAAAAAGGUCCCACGCUGGGGAGCAUAGAAACAUCAGACUUUACAAAACGACAGCUAGCAGCACAAAGUUUAACAUUCAACUUAAAAGAUAAAGUAUUCUGUGAACUGUUCCCAGAAGUUGUAGAGGAAAUCAAACAAAAACAGCGUGCGCAAGAAGAGCUAAGCAACAGGCCGCAAACACUUCCUCUCCCAGAUGUUGUACCAGAAACAGAAGCACACAUUGGUCAAAAUGGGGCAGCACUUCUGAAUGGCCAUGUUCCAUUGGCAGCAGCAAAUCAUCCAGGCCUUCAGCAGCCAAACCGUAACCAUGGACUAUUAGGAGGUGCACUGGCUAAUGUAUUCGUAAUAGUUGGGUUUGCAGCCUUUGCCUACACAGUCAAGUAUGUACUGAGAAGCAUAGCCCAGGAGUGAAGGCCUUGUCAGAAGUGCAAAAAACAGAAUCAGAGACCAAACAAGCACUCGCCAGAGAACAUGGACAGAUUUGUGCGGUUGGACUCCCACACCACCUCUCGGGCUCUCGGGUCAUUGCUAUUUGUGCUACUGUUGUACAGGUGAUAUAUCAGUUGGCUCAUGGGUUUAUUAUCAUUUUUUUUUUUUUUUUUUUUUUUUAGAACGAGAAGAGUGGUUGCGUGUUUUCUGUGGAAGCAAACAUAAUAAGAGAACCCGUUGUAUGUUCACUGAAGUCUGGUUGCUAAGUCCAUAAUCACCAGAUAUCUUCAUUUCUACCAUCUAUUUAGUACAAAAAUCUUAGUACAAGCAAAUCUGUUACUUUUUUUUCUUUUUUUUUUUAAAAAAAAGCCCUUUUUAUUACUUUGUAAUGCUGCACACAAUAUGCAGAGGCAGCUGCACUCUAUCCAGCACCUUUCUGAAAUGAUACCAACAUCUGUGGCCAAACUUUUUAUACCCACUGUUUAUCUACAACACUGUGCACUUACAGGCUCCAGAACAUUUGUCCUAUUUGGAUAUCCCUCAGCCAGCGAUUAGAUCCUUGUUGAAAAAAGAUUGCAUUUUUAAUUGUAAUAUAUAGAUAGAACAGUGAGGCAUUUUUUUUUUAAAGAUGAACCCUGUAUUAAUAAUAUUUGGAUUAAUUUAUCUUGUAAUAAAAAGGAUAUUGCCCUCCUAAAUGGUUUAGAGAAUCCCAAGAAAUCGUUUAACAUGUUCUAGCAACAAAUAUCAGAUUACAUAUGCAGAAAGCAAUUCUUAAUGCUAUCCUACAAUAUACUGGAGGCCAGUUAUGAUUAGCAGAAGACAAUGCUGUGGUCCUGUGUGUAGGAUAGAGCUGAAAAUAUGUUGACAAAUAUACAAUUUCAUCAUAUUGAUGUUUAGCACGUCAGCAUUUUUGCUGCCGUCUGUUUGCAAAGAAUGUUUCACACCAAAACAAACAGACCUCUGGGUCAGUCAUAGAUUAUACCCAAAUCUGUGUAUCUAUCUAUGUAGAAUAAACAAUUUGCAAACCCUUCCAAAA
Molecule: messenger RNA, 1873 nt
Organism: Xenopus tropicalis (tropical clawed frog)
Lineage: Eukaryota; Metazoa; Chordata; Amphibia; Anura; Pipidae
Gene: ube2j2
Product: ubiquitin conjugating enzyme E2 J2
Cellular component (GO): endoplasmic reticulum membrane
Molecular function (GO): ubiquitin conjugating enzyme activity; ligase activity
Source: RefSeq, marked provisional